Molecule: messenger RNA, 384 nt
Organism: Symbiodinium sp. CCMP2456
Lineage: Eukaryota; Dinophyceae; Suessiales; Symbiodiniaceae
Source: the annotation of a GenBank genome assembly
AUGCCACCCCGCACGAGCUACAAUCCAGUCCCCAUGCAGCAACCGCUGCUUGACACAUCCAACCCAGCCCAGAUGCUGCAGUACCGGCAGGCGAGCUACAUGCCGCACGUUGCAGGCCGCAAGCCAGUCAUCAAGCAACAAUCGUUGCUUGGCACCGUCAGCCCAACCAAGACUCAAGCAAUGAGUGCGAUCGAAAGCAGUGCACAGCACAUGCACGCAAGCUACAUGCCGUCGCCGUCAAGCCAACAGCCGCUAAUGCAGCCCUCGCUGCUUAGCACAAAACGGCCAACCGAUAUUCAGACGACUUCUGCUGUCUCCAGUAGUGUGCAGGUGAUGUUCACGCUGCCGACAGCCAUGAGAAGCUGCAAACCAUACGCUAUGUAG